GUUCCAUGGCGGACGGCGAAAAAGACGCCAGUUGACCACCUAUUAAUGGAAACUUAGUCCACCAAACUGUUCCCAACCCCCGCAUCUCUGUUCAUCGAGCGCCCGGACCACAUCCCGCAUGGCUGUCGGGCAGGAUUUCCUAAUUUCACAAGGGAAAUAUUCCCCGUCCCUCUCUCUCUUCUGCGAUGCCCCACACCUACGCUGGUCCGCGCCCAAGAUCGUAGAUCGAAUCAGCCAUUGGACGCUGCUAUUCUCCCGCCAGACCGUGGAAAUCAGUCCCUUCGACCAUUGAUCCUGAGUUGGGGUAAUUCUCGUCGCUCCUUGUGUUUUGAGGAGCUCCUGCUUGGACGCGGGGCAACUUGCUCCCCUCCACCGUGAAACAUGGGGGAAAGGAGGCACGGCUGUGAUGCCUCCACGAUCCAAUGUCAAAAGAUAUUUAUACCAUGGCCCGGGCAACCUUUUCGCUUUGAUUAUAUCCAUCACCAGUCCUGCUCUCGCUGAGUCCAACCUCCAAUUUAAGCGGCUUGGUUCGCAGGAGUGAUUUUAUCAAGUCUAUAAUUGACGAACUUGAUCUCUAUUCCCGUUUUUUUUCCUACUUGUCCUUUUCUUAUUAGCGGGACACUUAUAGAUUCGGCACAAUGUGGUCCCUUAUUGCUCUUGCCCCGUAUGCGGUUGGGCUGGUCUUUAUUUCCUUCGUCUACUUUUUGGCAUACCCCUACUAUGAAUAUCUUCGUGAUCCUAAAGGACUUCGCAAAUACCCCAAUCUCUCUCCCUUCUCGGGCAUUUCGGCCCUCCCCUUCAUGUUCAUGGCCUCGAGGGGCUUCCGAUCUAUGGAACUCGCUCAGUUGCACAAGAAACAUCCCGUGAUUCGCACAGGACCCAAUAUGCUGUCUUACGGUGACGUCCGAGCUAUCAAGGACAUCUACGGACACAACACGAAGUGUACCAAGGAUGCGUCCUACGCAGUCACGGCAGGCACUCAUUUCAAUCUAGCGGAUGUCGUUGAUAAGCCCGACCAUGCUAGAAAGCGCAAGGUCCUUUCGUCAGCUUAUGCCCUUAAGAACCUCGAGAGCUGGGAAUACAAGGUCACCGACAAGGUCCAACGAAUGUUCAAGCAUUUUGAUGAGGUUUGCACUCUUGCACCCAAGGAGGACGUUGCCUCGGGCAAAGUGGCCCCCGAUCCCAAGGAUUUGACUUUGGACCUGCGUGCCUGGAACAACUUCUUUACCCUCGAUGCGAUUGCCGAUAUUGGUCUCUCCGAGAAGCUUGGCUUCUUGGACCAAGGAAAUGAUAUUGUCAUGGCCGAGCGGAGGGAUGGUACCACGUACAAGACCAGUCUCCGUGAAGCCCUCUAUCCCACGGCCCGCAAGCAAUCCCUCCUUGUGUGGAACUAUGAAUGGUACCCCGUGCUUGACAAGUUGGUCAAUGUCAUCCCUUUCUUCGGGCGUAUGGCCACAUCAGCAUCUGACUGGGACAACAUCAUGUGGCGCCGGGGCAGCCAGCGACUACAACGGUACGAAGCCGGCGAGAAAUUGGACGACUUCUUCCAGGCCCUGAUGGAGGAUAAGAAUGGUAACCCGAACAACCUGGAAUGGGGCGAGGUGAUCGCCGAGUGUAACAUUAUGAUGAACGCCGGCAGCGUCACCACGGCCAUCGCCAUCACAAAUGUCAUGUACCAACUUCUCCGCAACCCGCGCUGCCUGGCCAAGCUGCGCGAGGAACUCGACGCCGUCCUCGAAGACGAUGAGGUCGUCGCAGACUAUGACAAGGUCAAGCACCUCCCCUAUCUCCGCGCUUGUCUUGACGAGUCUCUGCGUAUCUUCCCUCCUACUUCUCACGGUCUCCCUCGUGAAACCCCCGCCGAAGGCACGAAUAUCCUGGGCGAGUGGGUUGCCGGGAAUACCUCCGUCAGCAUGUCAGCAUUGGUUGCUCACCGUGAUGAAGGUGUCUUCCCCAAUGCCGACCAGUAUAUCCCCGAACGGUGGCUCGGCGAAGAAGGUAAAGCCCUGCAGCCGUAUCUGAUUGCCUUUUCGGCGGGUGCUCGUUCUUGCAUCGGUCGCAACAUUUCCUACCUGGAACAGACGAAAGCGAUUGCAUCUAUGGUACACCGGUAUGAGUUUUCGUUACCUCAUCCGGGUUGGGAGUUGAAGCGAUUGGAGACAAUGAAUUUACUAUUGAGGGAGAUGCCAGUGAAAAUCUGGCGGCGGAAUUUGGGAGUGAAUGAGGCAUAGAGGAUUCUUGCUUUCUACACUUCUUCUCUUGUCUUUUGCCCCUUGACCAUUGAUGACCCCCCUUUAAUGAGACACACCCGCGAUUCCAAUAGAUUGAUCCUUUAUGUGGCUAAAAUGUCAUUUCCUUCUUUCUAUAUUUGUCUAUGAACGGGUGGAACUUAUGUAUGAUAAUUCAAUUCAUACCUUGUCCAAAUGCUAUGAUUUUCGACACUCGUGUUGGGCCGUCCUGCAUGAGCAAGCAAAUAAACUUUCCUCUGGUACGAAC
Messenger RNA from Penicillium brasilianum, 2496 nucleotides. NCBI's taxonomy places the organism in Eukaryota, Fungi, Ascomycota, Eurotiomycetes, Eurotiales, Aspergillaceae. The record is from the annotation of a GenBank genome assembly.